GAGGUUUUUCACUGUUUAACUUUUACUCCAAAACAUCAAUACCAUCACUUAGCAGCUAAUCAAAACACCCCCUACAUAACCUUGCUCAUGUGUUUUAUUCACAAAUGAAUGUUUCACAAUACUAACCAAAUCAAUGCUUCAUCUUCCCUUCUUCCUGUUACUACUGCAGGUUCUACCCCAGAAAACUAAUGGCCAAAACUUCAAGUUUCCUGCCAUCCUCGUCUUUGGUGAUUCAACGGUUGACACGGGCAAUAACAAUUACAUAACUACCCUUAGUAAAGCUAACCAUUACCCUUACGGGAAAGACUUCCCAGGCCAUGUUCCCACAGGAAGAUUUUCAAACGGGAAGUUAGCCGUUGAUUUAUUGGCAUCUCUGCUAGGGGUAAAACAGACAAUUCCGCCCUUUCUACAGCCAGAUCUUUCUGCCUAUGAACUGCAGACAGGUGUCUGUUUUGCGUCAGCUGGAACUGGAUAUGACCGCCUCACUGCUGCUCUCACAAGAGUUAUACCGAUGUCCCAACAACUGAACUACUUCAAGAGUUAUAGAGAGAGGUUGAAGAAGAUGGCUGGAGAAGAAGCAGCACAGAGAAUAAUAGGUCAGGCGUUGGUUAGUGUUGGUGCAGGUACUAAUGAUUUUAUUUUCAACUUCUAUGACGUUCCCACAAGAAGGGUCGAGUUCAACAUCCAUAAGUACCAAGAUUUCAUUCUCGAAAGGCUCCAUGACUUUGUUAAGGAGCUCUAUAAUCUUGGUUGCCGGACACUGAUAAUAACUGGGCUUCCACCUAUUGGUUGUCUACCGAUACAAAUUACAGCCAAGUUUAAAGGACAAUUUGGUAGAACAUGUGUAGAGGAACAGAAUGUGGAUGGUCAAGCCUAUAACAGGAAGCUUAUAGAACUCUUGCCUCAUAUACAGUCGUCUCUUGAAGGAAGCAAAAUCUUCUAUGCAGAUAUAUACAAGCCUAUAAUGGACAUGAUUAAAAGUCCAGAAAAACACGGUUUUCGUGAAACCAUGAAGGGAUGCUGUGGAACAGGGUUGCUGGAAGCAGGACCUAUAUGCACACCACUCACUCCAUUGUGUCAAAACUCUUCAGAAUACUUGUUUUUCGAUAGCAUUCAUCCUAGUGAAAAAGCUUACCGUUAUGUUACUGAAUGCCUCAAGAAACAAAUCCUCGACAAGUUGUAGAAAAUGCACUGAAUUGUUUAUUCAUUUCCUGCAAACAAUACAGCUCUAUUUUACUAAACCUAUUUUACAACGAUAAUUUUGGCACCUGGGCUCCUAGUAUUCAAAUCAUCGAGCCAUAUUAUCGAACAAUGGUCACACCACUCCAUAGGUGUUUAAGAUACUUCUAAAUCCAUAUACAGGUUUCAACACUUACCUACGAGUUAGAUAUAUGCAAAAUACCCAUCAAAUAAAUAAUGUUCUUGUCAUUUAUAAGGAUAUGGCCUCUGAUAGGAGUUCUUGGAACCCUAGGUUAGGGUAGCAAACUAGAGGUGGGAACUUGUAGCUAGCCUAGAUGGAGGAAAAGAAGGGAUCUGAAAAGAUAGAGGAGGGGGUAGGGUUAGUGAGCUGGCAGUUAGAUUUUCCAAGUAGGGGUGUGUGUUAUUCCUACCUUGGUUAUGUUUUCUUGUACCUGCUUCUAUUUGUAUGUUUUGGUUGUUUGUUUGCCUGUCGUUUUGAAUGUGGUUGCUUACUUCUAACUUGUUUUCAAAUUUUAGCAUCGUAUUUCAUCCUAUGAAGUUCUUCGUAUGCUCUAGUUCUGUAAAAAAUUUAAGCAAGUUUUUUCCUUUCCACACACUUGCACAGGCCAGGAGUUUUCAUGGAAAUAAAUGGUCUACUCUUCGGUUAGAUGAUAAGCCUGCAUACAUCCAUCCCGAAACCCAACCUCCAGGUGGGACAUACUGGGUUUGUGUGGUUUGGUGUGUAGGCAUGCCCAUGUCUUUUUGGUUCGGGAAAGAUGCUAGACCAUCAAACUAGAGUGUAUAUGAUCAAGUUCAAUUAGUUUCUUGUUACCACAAGGUUAAUAUGAUCAAGUUCAAUUAGUUUCCAAUAACAAAUUGAAUAUUUUGGGCAUCGAUGGAUCAACAUUAACCACAUACAAAUGGCCAAAAUUUAACAAAUGUUACAUGGCAUACAACA
Messenger RNA from Cynara cardunculus var. scolymus (artichoke), 2137 nucleotides. Its product is annotated as GDSL esterase/lipase At2g30220-like. NCBI's taxonomy places the organism in Eukaryota, Viridiplantae, Streptophyta, Magnoliopsida, Asterales, Asteraceae. Gene Ontology annotation, molecular function: hydrolase activity, acting on ester bonds. The record is from RefSeq and is a predicted model, not a curated record. The transcript has 3 exons. Bases 134 to 1183 code for a protein of 349 amino acids.